Chironomus riparius is the source of this 4069-nucleotide messenger RNA. The record is from the annotation of a GenBank genome assembly. NCBI's taxonomy places the organism in Eukaryota, Metazoa, Arthropoda, Insecta, Diptera, Chironomidae.
AAAGCUUCAAUGAGCAAGACUACAUUGUGUCAGUUAAGAUUGAAUGCAUCCAUUAAGCCAGUGCAACAUAAUUGAAGAAUAAAACCAGUCAGUGAUCGAAUGUGAUAUGAUUGAAAUUAUUUAAGCGUUACCAUUAUUUUGUGUAUGUGUGUAUGUGAGCUUUUUAUACCCGAAACCAAAAACUAAACCUAGAAACAAAAAAGUUGCGUGUAAAGUCAAAUUAUGUGCACGAAAAUAGAAAUGGAAUCAUGUGUUUUAAUGUUUCGUUCCAAUAUGUGCAACAGAUAUGAGAAUGACGUAGACAAAACAUAGUGAAUAACACGAACAAAUGUUAUCAGUGCUUUUGGGAACGAAAACGAUAACAAUGAACCGGGGAGAGCAAGAAACUCUCUACAGACAAGCACGAAAUUUACGUCUAAAUCAGGAAAUUAAUGCUAAAAGUAAUCAACCGAGACAUCAUUCAUACGGCAAUAUUCAUUCAAUAACGUCACAUAAUCUCCAUCCUAUAAAGCAACAAAAUAUGAAUGUACAUUCAGCAUUUGGAAACAAUGAACAACAACGUGCAACAGCAUCCGAUGAUUUAGUAUUGAGUGUACUCAAAAGUCCAAUACGUGAUCAAUCUUUAUUCAGUAACUUAAGUAGCAAUGCAGCAACAAGUAUUAAUAGUGAUAGCAUUGAGGGUAGUGCAAAUCGUUUAUCGACCGUCACAACGGUGACAACAGCUGAUAAUGUAUUAAGUCAGUCGCAGUAUGGUGGUGGACAAUAUUCAGCAUUGCAAGCAUCAGAAGAUGAUUUAGCGGAUGAUGUUGAAGCAUCAAUGGAAACAACUGAACUGCAAAAUGAUAAAAAGUCAAAUUUUAAUAAUUCUGAGUUGUCGCCUUAUGGAUUAAAGUUCCUGAGGCACUUUCGUACGCCAAAAUUUGAAGCGCACCAUCAUCGACGUGUUCCAAUAGCUAUGCGAAAACAUAAUCGUGGACGAUCGAAAUCGUCUGCUGAUAUACUCGAUGGAGUAAAUCAAGGUAAUCCUGAUGAGGAAAUUGCCAUUCAAGAUGGUGCUACUGAGGGAAUUGAAGGAGUUGAUAAUCCAUAUUAUCCAAUAGCACUUCCUAUUGAUCAAGCUUUUAAAGCGAAAUAUGUAUUUCAUCAUAGACGUGGUAAAACAUUUCAAGAACGACUUUAUGUGUUCCUUGAACAUCCCGGAGGAUGGUUGUGCUUUAUAUACCAUUUUGCUGUAUUUAUGCUCGUAGUCGUAUGCUUAAUAUUUAGUGUUUUAUCAACGAUAGAUACAUACCAAGAUUUUGCAAACGAGACACUUUUUUGGACGGAAAUAUGUUUAGUUUUCUUCUUCGGUGUUGAGUAUAUUGUUCGACUGUGGUCAGCAGGUUGUCGAUCGAAAUAUAUGGGAUUUUGCGGUCGACUAAGGUUUGUGAGGAAGCCGAUAUGUAUUAUAGAUUUAAUUGUUGUGGUUGCAUCACUUGUUGUACUCACAGUUGGAAGCAAUGGGCAAGUGUUUGCGACAAGUGCGAUAAGAGGUAUUCGAUUUCUACAAAUUCUCCGCAUGCUUCAUGUUGAUCGACAAGGUGGAACUUGGAGGCUGCUUGGUUCUGUUGUGUUUAUACAUCGACAAGAAUUGAUAACGACGUUAUAUAUUGGAUUUCUCGGGUUAAUAUUCAGCUCGUACUUUGUAUAUCUUGCUGAAAAGGAUUAUGUAGACGAUACAAAAGAUUAUCCGAAAGACACACCAAAGGAUCAUUUCAACAGCUAUGCUGAUGCUCUAUGGUGGGGCGUAAUAACAGUUACAACCAUAGGCUACGGAGACAUUGUGCCUAAAACGUGGAUGGGAAAGAUAGUGGCAUCGUGUUUUAGCGUAUUUGCAAUUUCCUUUUUUGCACUACCUGCUGGAAUUCUGGGAUCAGGUUUUGCACUAAAAGUUCAACAAAAGCAAAGACAAAAACAUUUCAAUCGUCAAAUUCCGGCAGCAGCUAUGCUAAUUCAAUGUCUGUGGCGUUGUUAUGCGGCUGAUAAAAGUUUCAAUAGUGAAGCAACAUGGAAAAUUUACGUGCAAAGCAAUAACAAUUAUGACUCUAAUGGAAACACUAAUGUUCUACCAACACAACUAGGCAAGACGCUGAUGGUGCAGGUAGCGCGAAGGUCAGCAUCUGUACUGAAGAGGCGAAAAUCCCGCAAUCGAAUGGAAGUGUCGAAUGUAGCUGAACGAAAUCAUGAGGGUCCGGCGUCAGGUGGUGGUAGCAUUACGGAAAUGCCCAACACACCAAAUGUCGAUACACAAUUGUCAAAAGAGGCAGAAAGCGAAGUCAUUUAUUAUAUGGACGAGCCUCAUGCACCAGGUCGAGUGAAACGACAACCAUUUGUCAGCCAAACAAGUUCUGUGACAGAGACUCACAGCGAUGAUGUAGAGGCAGAACAAGAAGGUGAUGAAGACAUUGAGCCGGCUCGAGUGACACAGUUGACAGAAGCACAUCGCAAUGCCAUUCGAGCAAUUAGAAAAAUUAAAUAUUUUGUGGCGAGACGAAAAUUUCAACAGGCUAGAAAGCCUUAUGAUGUUCGUGACGUUAUUGAGCAGUACUCACAAGGUCAUCUCAAUAUGAUGGUUAGGAUAAAGGAACUACAGAGACGAUUAGAUCAAACGCUCGGAAAGCCAGGCUCAUAUCUCGCUGGAUUUGAUCGCAUAGGAAAUGUAAAACCAAUGACUGUCGGUGCACGUAUGUAUCGAGUAGAGCAACAAUUAAAUUCAAUGGAUCGUAAAUUGGAUCAAUUAGUGCAUGCAAUAAACAAUUUAACAAUACAACAAGCGAAAAUGAUGGCAUCUCCACAGCAGCAUCAUCAACAUCAACAUUUCAGUUACGGUCCGCUUGCUUUACCGCCAGCAUUUGAUAACAUUCAACUUUCAACAGCAAUGACGGCGCAACAAUUACAAGGUUUACAAUUACCUCCUGGUCCAUCACAAUCAAAUACUCCAACAACAUCAAUGGUGCCGUAUCUUGAGGAUGAUGUGUAAAAUAUGGAAGUUAAGAGAAAACUUUAUUUUCUUCAGCAUAGUCGUGAGUGAAAAAGCUUCCAAAAAAAAUUUAAGAAAAUUAAUCUUUAAAAUUUUCAUAUUCUGAGCCCGAGUGAAGCUUCAAAAAAGCUAAUAUUAGGCUUGUAUAAUAUGACAAAUUCUCCUUAAAGGCUGCAUCUUUGAUGCAUGUCACUCGGAUUACACUGUGAUCUAGAUCUUAAGACAUGUUGAAAAAUUGUUCGAAUGUUAAGAAAUUUUUGGUGUCGAAGAAAAAAGCAUAGAAUAAACAUGAUUGGGUCUUUGGGGUACGAAUCAGAAAUGAGGUAUAAAAUUAUGAACUUUUUGAAGCUCCUGAGUUCAUUUUGAAAAUUUGCAAACUGGGUAUCAUGUAAUAACUCACGAUGAAUCUUCGGAAUCUAUUUUAAGAUCUCUUAAAAAAAUGCAAUAUAAUUUUAUAGAUUGAGAAUACUUCAAAACUAAAACAAAAAGCAAAUCUAUUAAAAUUGCAUAAUUUCACAGAGAGUAUGGAUGAGAAACUGUUUUAGAAAUAGAACUAGCAAAAACAAACUUUGUCAACGACCAUGACACGUUAAAAAUAGGUGUUGACACCGGUUCUCGUCCAAUCACCGAAGUUAAGCUACGUCUAGCAUAGUUGGUACUUAGAUGGGAACGCUCUGUGCUGUUAACUUUUUGCUUGUUUGCCUUCAAAAAUUUAUCAAUCUUUUUUUUUAUGCUAGCUUAGCUUGACUUAUAUAAAAAUUAAUGUAUGCCACAAAAUAGUUUUAUUACCAACCUUGAUUGCAAAUCUUCACCAGAUACCAAACAUCUGGUUCAAUCAAUUAAUACCCUCAGUACAAUGUUGAAAAAAACAGACAUGUGAUAAAUUUCACUUGACCCCACAUGAAUCUAAAGCUACAAAAAAUAUAGAGAUUAAGAUUGAAGCUAAGUACGAAAAAAAAACUUAUGUUAAUUGUAUCCAAAAAAAGUAACAAUCAAUUCCAUUUAACCUUGUAAAUUGAAAGUAAUUGUGUAAAGAAAUCUGUGAUAGUG